This is a messenger RNA of Oncorhynchus tshawytscha (Chinook salmon), 4170 nucleotides long. Its product is annotated as C-type mannose receptor 2-like. The coding region runs from base 357 to 1337 and encodes 326 amino acids. The record is from RefSeq and is a predicted model, not a curated record. The transcript has 6 exons. Lineage: Eukaryota; Metazoa; Chordata; Actinopteri; Salmoniformes; Salmonidae.
AAGAUAAGGAGUAAGUGAAGGAGGAGGGGUUUAGUGACAUAUAUAACACACCUGUCUCAGAGAAGACAGAGCUACUCAGAGGGAGAGGGACAGCUGACAACAACCACGACAAACAACAUCUACAACAUCAGGUUUUCCUCUCCAAUCUCCAGGGAUGGACCAAUCUCUGAUCCUCAUCCUGUUGUUCUCAGGACUGUCCAUCCUCUCAUAAUGAUGGUUGGUUCUCCACAGGGCUGUCCAUCCUCCCCUCAUCCCUCCCUCAUCAGUUCCACUUUGUGAACUUGAAAAAGACCUGGACAGAAGCUCAGAGUUUCUGCAGACAGAACUACACUGACCUGGCCACCAUAGAUGAGGACAUGGCAGAUAUGAAGAAGCUCAACAACACAUUAUCAGCAGCUGGUUGGAUAGAAUCAGCCUGGAUAGGACUGUAUAACAACAUCUGGAGGUGGUCUCUGGGAAACAGAGCGUUAGAGGGGGAGGGGUUCUGGGCCCAAGGACAGCCAAAUAUUGAUCCCAACAGCAAAGAUUUCUGUGUGUGUAUGAUGCUAAAUGGGUCUUGGUUUAAUAACAACUGUAACACGACAUCGAAUUUCAUCUGCUAUGACAAAAAUGCAACCAAUAAGUACAUUCACAUCGAUGAAUCUAAGACUUGGAGUGAUGCUCAGAGCUACUGUUGGGAGAACCACACAGACCUGGCCAGUGUGAGGAACACAACAGAGAUGGAGGCCAUAAAGACUUUCACACUAAAACAUGACAACAAUCUUACAUACAGAGCGUGGAUUGGCCUGCAUAAACCUCUUGGUGUCUGGUGGUGGUCUGACCAGAGUGGCUCCUCCUACAGAAACUGGGACUCAAACGAGCCGAAUGGGGCAGGUGUGGGAAAGGAAGGAUAUUUCUGUGGAGAAGUAAUAUCGUCUGGAAAGUGGAACGAUAAAGGAUGUACUCAAGAACAACCCUUUAUUUGCUACGAUGAUGAACUGGUCCUGGUCUCAGAGAACAAGACGUGGUCAGAAGCCCUGUGGCACUGCAGAGACCAGAACAUGGAGCUGGUGUCUGCCCACAACCAGAACAUCCAGCACUGGGUUCAACAGAGAGCCAAGAAGGCCUCCACUCCCUUCGUCUGGCUGGGCCUGAGGUACACCUGCACUCUGGACAUCUGGUUCUGGGUCAAUGGAGAAGAGUCCUGCUACCACAACUGGGCUGACGGGGAGGGCUACAACACCAUGAAGGAGCAGUGUGGGAACAUGGGGGCCAUACAGAAAGACUGGGGACAGUGGGUCGGCAAGUCUGAGACUGAGAGAUUCAACUUCAUCUGCAGCAACAGUACUGAUUACUAGGACCAGAGCCUGUUCUCUGGACCAGCUGAACCGUACAGUCCAACACGUUGUUACAGAUCCUGCUCUGUAGACCAGCUGAACCCUACAGCCCAACACAUUGUUCCAGACCCUGCUCUGUCGACCAGCUGAACACUACAGUCCAGAAUGUUCCAGACCAGAAUGUUCCAGGCCCUGCUCUGUAGACCAGCUGAACACUACAGUCCAGAAUGUUCCAGACCAGAAUGUUCCAGGCCCUGCUCUGUAGACCAGCUGAACACUACAGUCCAGAAUGUUCCAGACCAGAAUGUUCCAGGCCCUGCUCUGUAGACCAGCUGAACACUACAGUCCAGAAUGUUCCAGACUAGAAUGUUCCAGAUCCUGCUCUGUAGACUAGCUGAACACUACAGUCCAGAAUGUUCCAGUCCAGAAUGUUCCAGGCCAGAAUGUUCCAGUCCAGAAUGUUCCAGUCCAGAAUGUUCCAGAACCUGCUCUGUAGACCAGCUGAACACUACAGUCCAGAAUGUUCCAGACCAGAAUGUUCCAGACCCUGCUCUGUUGACCAGCUGAACCCUACAGUCCAACACAUUGUUCCAGACCAAUCUCUGUAGACCAGCUGAACACUACAGUCCAGAAUGUUCCAGUCCAGAAUGUUCCAGAACCUGCUCUGUAGACCAGCUGAACACUACAGCCCAGAAUGUUCCAGAUAUACUCAGACUUACAUCAUACAAGGUGAUGGAUACUCAUUAUUUAAAAUAUAUAUUUUUAUUUGUUUACAGUGAGUUCCAAAAUUAUUGGGACAGUGACAAAUGUUUAGUAGUUUUGGCUCUGUACUCCAACAUUUUCAUUGCAUGUUAGGAAUAUGGGACCAAAUACUUAGCGUUUGAUUAUUUUAGUACAUAUUGAAGUGAAUUUGUCCCAAUACUUUUGGUCCACUAAAAUGGGGACUAUGUUCAAAAAGUGCUGUCAUUUCUAAACGGUUAACCCGAUAUGGAUGAAAAUACUGACUGUCUGGACUUUAACCUCACACUCAUUGUAUUAUUAAAGAUCCAAAGUGCUGGAGUACAGAGCCUGAAGAACACACAGAGUGUCUCUGUCCCGAUACUAUUGAAGCUCAAAGGAAAUAAAACAUAGAGCUACAUAGAGCUCACUGGAAAUAAAACAUAGAGCUACAUAGAGUUCUCUGGAAAUAAAACAUAGAACUACAUAGAGCUCACUGGAAAUAAAACAUAAAGCUACAUAGAGUUCUCUGGAAAUAAAAAAUAGAACUACAUAGAGCUCACUGGAAAUAAUUAGCUGUUGCAAAAGUAGUAACUACAAUUUCUGCAUGAAUCAUGACGUAACAUGACAUAACACAGAACAUUAAUAGACAAGAACAGCUCAAAGACAGAACUAUACUAGAUUAUAAAAUCCACACGUAGCCUAACCUGUAUCUCCGCACACUGACCCGGUACCGGUACCCCCUGUUUAUAGCCUCCACACUGACCCGGUACCGGUGCCCCCUGUUUAUAGCCUCGUUAUUGUUAUGUUAGGGUGUUACUUUUCUUUAACUAUUUUUACUUUAGUUUAUUAAGUUACAUUUUUUUAACUGUAUCUUGAACUGAUAUUUGAUAUUAUAUAAGGAGAUGGAAUCAUGAUUUUAUAAUGACAUGUUUUAUAUGUAAUGUAACUACCACACUGUUGGUGUUUCCAUAUUUACUUACUAUACUUGUUGAUGUUAAUGAAUGUUAAAGGGGAACUUUUAGUUGUUCUAAACAUUCAGUUGAUUUAUUUAUUUUCUAUUACAACUUGCUGAUACUGUUUCCAGAGUUUAUUUCACUUCAUUCAUCAUUUUAUCUAGACCGUUAAUUAUAUUCCAAUACAGAAAUGUUUUAAGAUCUUUUGAGUGGUUUAAGUUGUUUUAACAAUAUUGUACCAACAUGUCAUUUUUCUAUGAUACUAGUGUGUAACAUUUAAAUGACAGUAUCUGUUCUGGUGCUGGUGGUGGUCUUCAUGUAAAGGGGCAAUCUGUGACGGGGCAUCCGUUUUAGUUUUUUUUAAUCAAUGUAUGUUCGUUCUUGAAGAAUAUGACUGACAAAUGCCUCAUGAGCUUAAUUCAACUGUCCUUUUCCAUCAGAACCCAACAUAUGAACUAGUUUUAUUCCAUUGUUUGUAAACAAUGUAAUAGUUUCUGUUCUGGUGCUGGUGGUGGUCUUCAUGUAAAGUGGCAAUCUGUGAUCUGGAAUUAAAUUUUAGGAUUUAAAAUGAUGUACCCAUUGAUUCUUGAAGAUUAUAACUUAUAAAUGCCUUGUGAUCUUAGUCCAACUGUCAUUUCCCAUCAGAACCCAAAAUGUAAACUUUUUUUACUCCAUGAUUUCUAAGCAAUGUAAUUGUAAACAAACACAGUUUAGUCUCAAAAACAUAGUUUAAACUAUAAUGUUGAUAUCAUGGUUAGUCAUUCUGUAUAGUCUCAGAAUCAUAGUUUAAACUAUAAUGUUGAUAUCAGAGAUGGUCAUUCUGUAUAGUCUCAGAAACAUAAUUUAAACUAUAAUGUUGAUAUGAUGGAUGGUCAUCCUGUAUAGUCUCAGAAAAACAGUUUAAACUAUAAUGUUGAUAUCAUGGAUGGUCAUCCUGUAUAGUCUCAGAAAUAUAUGUUUAACUAUAAUGUUGAUAUGAUGGAUUGUCAGUACAUGAAAUCAUUGCACUGUCCAUUAAUUUGAGAGUGGUUACAUUUCUCUAGCCCCAUCCUUCAGUUUUUACCAAAAUAGUGGUGGGGUUUACACUUUGUUAUUGGUUGAACUGCAGAUUGCCCUUUAACUAUUUGACUAUGGUACAUUCAUCCUUUUCACAGUAAAAAAAAAAUCAAUAAAGGUAUGAA